AUGACAAUUUUGGAAGGGAUAAGACGAUACGAACAAAUGCCUUUACGCUGCACAGGAAUUUUCAAAUUGAGUGACGAGAUUAUUGGAUUUCGCAGGAGGGACCAGAUCCGCGUAGGGUAUCGAUCAGAAGCAAUCGUUGAGGGGGGGUUGAUCACUCAUAUUCCAUUUGCAAUCAUAGACGAGAGCGGUGAAAAGAUGUUAAAGUUGUCGCAGUACUACAAGCUUGAUGGCGAGAUUGUCAUGGACAAUUUCACAGCGCAGCAGAGAUUGUUUCUGCACCGCGACUCAGUGGUUGCGAUCAACGAACAGCGUCUUGAACCCGUUGACCGUAUUGGGGUGAUCACCUUUAUCGGCAAAGGAACGGUGAUUUCGACCAAAGAAGUAAAAGCGACGAGUGGGGAAGAGGGUUUCAGCGUAGCACGUCUUCAGCACCGCCAGUGGGAUAUGACGGCGUUGACAUGGGUGGAUUUCACAGCGGAAUACGUAUACGAUCUAGAGGCGUUGGGCGAGGACAAAGCGGCGCUGAUUGCUAAGGACAAUGUGGUGCAGUUGACCGGACAGGGAAGCAGUUGGUCGGAUUGGCACGGAGGCUGGAUCAUCAUGGUUACCAAUGUUUCGUUAGUUCGGAGCGGUGUUGUACGAGGAGCGUGUAUAGCAUAA
Melampsora larici-populina 98AG31 is the source of this 660-nucleotide messenger RNA. RefSeq lists its product as uncharacterized. The transcript has 4 exons. Lineage: Eukaryota; Fungi; Basidiomycota; Pucciniomycetes; Pucciniales; Melampsoraceae. The record is from RefSeq and is a predicted model, not a curated record. The coding region runs from base 1 to 660 and encodes 219 amino acids.